AUGAAGGAGCCCUCACCCACCCUCACCCACCGUCUCCUGCUUCUGUUGCUUCUGAUCCCCGACCUGGGAGCAGCAGUGCUACUGCCAUCCAGUACUACCUGCUGUACUCAGCUCUACCGACAGCCACUCUCGAGAAAGCUACUGAGGAAGGUCAUCGGGGUGGAGCUGCAGGAGGCUAAUGGGGACUGUCACCUCCAGGCUUUUGUGCUUCACCUGCCUCGGCGCAGUGUCUGCAUCCACCCCCAGAACCGCAGCCUGGCUCGAUGGUUUGAGCGCCAAGGAAGGAAGUUCCAGGGGACUCUGCCCAAUCUGAAUUUCGAUCUAAUAGGGAAAAUGGGCCGGGACCCCCAACCGUCAAAACAAUAA
Molecule: messenger RNA, 366 nt
Organism: Pipistrellus nathusii (Nathusius's pipistrelle)
Lineage: Eukaryota; Metazoa; Chordata; Mammalia; Chiroptera; Vespertilionidae
Source: the annotation of a GenBank genome assembly